This is a messenger RNA of Mollisia scopiformis, 3165 nucleotides long. RefSeq lists its product as uncharacterized. The record is from RefSeq and is a predicted model, not a curated record. Gene Ontology annotation, biological process: glucan catabolic process. Lineage: Eukaryota; Fungi; Ascomycota; Leotiomycetes; Helotiales; Mollisiaceae. Gene Ontology annotation, molecular function: beta-glucosidase activity. The coding region runs from base 217 to 3117 and encodes 966 amino acids. The transcript has a single exon.
AGCCAAAUAAAAUACGAACCCGACGUCUCAUGCGCCGAAACGUGGAAUCGGAACUCGUACACGAGACCGCUCUUUUGCUCUUUUGAUUUCUAGUUCAGAGCUUCUUUCUUGAUUGUUUCCUUUCAAUCAAAGCGUGAAUGUUCUCUUUUAUUUGAGGACAUUGCGGAUAGCUAUCGAUCGAGCUUCAACACAGCUUCCUCCCAAUUUCACCUCACCAUGGAUCGAAAUGACCAAGCCAACCAGAGCCGCGAAGGCUUGCUUCGCUCCUAUAAUAAAGGAGAGAGCAUACCACUUCGGAAAUCGCUCGAAGAUGCUUACCGUUCAGACAGCGAGUCGGACAUCGAUGCCACCGAAUUUCUCGCGAGAGAUGACCCCCUCAACAAGCAGACCACAGCUCCCGUAUCAGCUUAUGCACCCAGCAUGCAUCUUUCAAACCUACGACGAAACUUUGCUCGACGAUCGAAGUGUGUGUUGAUUAUCCUGGUUGUGAUGGUAAUCUUCUGGUCCUUACUUGCUGGUGGAGGGUUCUUCAUAUACAAGAAGAAGCCUGCAGAUGGUCAGAGUCCGCCAUGGUAUCCCACACCUCAAGGAGGAACAAUAACUCAGUGGAGUGAAAGCUACAAGAAAGCUGCUGCUUUGGUGGAGAAAAUGACUCUGCCUGAGAAGGUCAAUAUUACAACGGGCACAGGGUGGCAGAUGGGUCUCGCGGUUGGAAAUACUGGCCCCGCUAUCAAUGUCGGGUUUCCUGGACUGGCUCUUCAAGAUGGCCCUCUCGGUUUACGAUUUGCGGAUAACGCAACUGCCUUUCCUGCUGGUAUUACUGUUGGCGCCACAUGGAGCAAGGAACUAAUGUACAAGAGAGGGAAGGCACACGGAAAAGAGGCUCGUUUGAAGGGUAUCAACGUGCUCUUGGGACCUUGUGUUGGACCUCUGGGACGAAUGCCGGCUGGUGGACGCAAUUGGGAGGGUUUUGGUGCCGAUCCAGUACUGCAAGGAAUCGCAGCUGCACAAACGAUCAAGGGUAUCCAGGAAGAGGGCGUGAUGGCCACGAUCAAGCAUUUUAUCGGCAAUGAGCAGGAACAUUUCAGACAGAGUUGGGAAUGGGGUCUUCCAAACGCGAUGUCCUCUAACAUAGACGACCGAACGCUUCACGAAAUGUACGGAUGGCCCUUUCAAGACUCGAUCAAGGCAGGAGUUGCCAGUGUUAUGUGCAGCUACCAGAUGACCAACAAUUCAUACUCAUGCGGCAACUCGAAGCUCUUGAAUGGCCUUCUGAAGGAUGAAUGGGGUUUCCAAGGAUUCGUCCAGUCGGAUUGGUUGGCACAGCGAUCAGGAGUUGCAUCUGCUCUUGCUGGAUUGGACAUGAGUAUGCCUGGAGAUGGACUUCUUUGGGCUGGUGGCAAUUCCCUAUGGGGCGCUGAACUCAGCAAAGCCGUUCUGAAUGGGUCUAUCCCCAUGACCAGACUCAACGACAUGGUAACUCGAGUUGUUGCUUCAUGGUAUCAGCUGGGCCAAGAUGACAAGUCGAAGUUCGAUGGCGAAGGUCCAAACUUUUCCUCGUGGACCAAUGACGAGAUGGGCCUCAUCAAUUUUGGUAGCCCAGAUGAUCACGACCAGAAACUUGUGAAUAAAUUCAUCAACGUCCAAGGCGAGGGCGAUGAUGCACACUCCAUCAUUGCUCGCCAAGUUGCUACUGAAGGCACAGUCCUUGUUAAGAAUGAUGAUGGAUUUUUGCCUUUGAGUAAAGAUGGGUGGCCUGCCGACCAGCCUCAUGAAAUCACUUUUCGAGUGGGUAUCUUCGGCGAAGACUCCGGACCAGGCAAAGGUCCGAAUGCAUGCCCCGAUCGCGGCUGCAACCAGGGCACUCUGGGCUCAGGCUGGGGAUCCGGUGCCGUAGAGUUCCCAUACCUCAUCACACCAGCUGCUGCGUUGAAGGCAGCUUUCAACAAGAACAAGGUCUACGUCACGGAUUUCCCGACAAAUUCUCCUCCGUUCAAGCAAACCCCUGUCAUUCUCAAGGACCAGGACGUCUGUAUAGUAUUUGCCAACGCCGAUUCUGGCGAGGGAUACAUGGCAAGCAAAGACAUUCAUGGUGACCGAAAUGAUCUUGCCCUCCAAAACAGUGGCGACGAAUUAAUCUAUUCUGUCGCAGAUGGUUGUGGUCAAGGCCAGGGAAGCACUGUGGUUGUCAUCCACACUGUUGGACCUGUCACUGUCGAGAAAUGGAUCAAUCAUCCAAAAAUCAAGAGUGUCAUCAUUGCUAAUCUUCCUGGCCAAGAGAGUGGCAACGCCAUUGCAGAUAUUCUUCUGGGAGUUGUCAACCCAAGCGGCAAGCUCCCCUACACUAUUGGCAAAUCGCUGGAUGAUUAUGGACCAGGAGCCAAAAUUCUCUACUACCCCAAUGGAAUCGUUCCCCAACAAACUUUCUCGGAAGGCCUCUACAUCGACUACCGUCAUUUCGACAAGUAUGGCGUCGAGCCAAGAUUCGAAUUUGGGUUCGGACUCUCCUACACUAAAUUCGAAUAUUCGAAUCUCACAGUACAUAAACUUCUACCGAAGUCAGCGCUUCCUGCACCUCGACCAUCUGGCAUCGAACCACCAAGGUACGACGAUAAGAUUCCAGAUCCCAAGGAAGUACUCUUCCCUGCCGGUUUCAAGGCUUUGAAGAAGUUUGUCUACCCAUAUAUCUCGAAAGUUUCAGACGUGAAACAAGGUGAAUAUCCCUACCCUGUCGGCUACGAUGUCAAACAGGCACCUUCACAAGCAGGUGGCGAUGAGGGUGGUAAUCCAGAUCUUUGGAACGUGUACGCCAACGUGACAGUUGACGUCAAGAACACUGGCUCUGUUACAGGCAAAGAAGUCGUACAACUGUACCUCAACUUUGCAGAUGUCCAAGGCGCUGCCAGGGACCUGGAUUUCCCAAUAUCAGUGUUGAGAGGAUUUGAGAAAGUGGAGAUUCAGCCUGGAGAUACGCACACCGUUGCAUUCAAUCUAACCAGAAGAGAUCUAAGUUAUUGGGAUGUGGUACAACAGAAUUGGAUUAUGCCUACGGAAGGAACAAUUACGAUUAGAGUUGGCGCCAGUUCGAGGGACUUGAAAUUGACAGGGUGGUACUAGACCGAACUCUAAGGGAAUAUCUGCUAGAUAUGGCGUAAUUGAGGAUUG